AUGUCAUUCAAGGGAUUGAAAAAGUCCAUUAUAAGGGCUCCUCAAAACUUCCGUGAAAAGUUGAACAUGGGAGGCGAUAUCACCCACGACGCCGUUUACGAAGAUGCCGAGCGGAGAUUCAAGGAGAUCGAGAUCGAGACAAAGAAGUUGAACGACGAGUCCAAGAAGUAUUUCAAAGCUAUCAGUGGAAUGUUGGAUAAUCAAAUUGAGUUCUCAAAAGCUAUUGAAGAGAUCUAUAAGCCAAUUAGUGGCAGAGUGUCUGAUCCGACUUCCAUUGUUCCAGAAGAUAACCCCGCUGGUAUCGAAGCAGCAGAGCAAUAUAGAGCAUUGGUGGCGGAAUUGAAAGAGGAGUUGAAACCAGACUUGGAAUUGAUUGAAAAAAGAGUGGUGAUUCCUGCUGAGGAGUUGCUCAAGGUUAUCAAUGGAGUCAGAAAAACGGCAACCAAAAGAGAACACAAGAGAUUGGAUCUUGAUAGACAUCAGAGAACCUACUCCAAGUUGCAAGAGAAGAAAGAAAGAACUCCCAAGGAUGAGGAGAAAAUGUACAAAGCUGAAGCGGAGGUUAGUGUGGCGCAACAAGAAUAUGAUUUUUAUAACGGAGAGUUGCUUGCGCAGCUCCCGGUGUUGUUCGAAUAUAACAAUACGGUAAUAAGCGACUUGGUAGUGUCCUUUUAUUACAUGCAACUAAGCAUCUAUUAUACGUUGUAUACGAGGGCAAGUGAGAUGAAAAUCCAAUACUUUGACAUGGAUUCUGAUAUAGUUGAAGCCUAUAAUUUGAAAAAGGGGGACAUUGAAGAAAAAACAGAUGCUAUUGGUAUCACUCAUUUUAAGGUUGGUUAUGCAAAGUCAAAGGUUGGUAGGCUUCAGGCAGCAAGAGCUCUGGCCCCUGGCUCCCCUACUCCACUGGCCCCACCUUAUCAAUCAACCUAUAAUCCGGACUACAAGGCUUCAGAUCCAAAUGGGUAUCCCCAAACUGGUUACCAGCAACCGCAGUAUGCAUCGCCUCAAGCUCCGCCUGCGUAUGUGAAUACGCCGCCUCCUACGGCUCCUGCUCAGGCUCCUGCUCAGGCUCCCCAGGUUUGUAUUGCUCUUUACGACUACACUGCUCAAGCACAAGGCGAUCUCUCUUUUCCAGCUGGUGCUACAAUUGAAAUUGUCAAUAAAGAUGAUCCGGGUUGGUGGAUGGGAAAGUACAACGGAGUUACCGGUUUGUUCCCAUCCAAUUAUAUAAAGAUGUAA
This is a messenger RNA of Lodderomyces theae, 1239 nucleotides long. It is a transcript of the gene RVS167, whose product is annotated as amphiphysin. The record is from RefSeq and is a predicted model, not a curated record. Gene Ontology annotation, biological process: endocytosis; actin cortical patch localization; plasma membrane tubulation. NCBI's taxonomy places the organism in Eukaryota, Fungi, Ascomycota, Pichiomycetes, Serinales, Debaryomycetaceae. The coding region runs from base 1 to 1239 and encodes 412 amino acids. Gene Ontology annotation, molecular function: lipid binding; protein binding. Gene Ontology annotation, cellular component: mating projection tip; actin cortical patch; Rvs161p-Rvs167p complex. The transcript has a single exon.